Messenger RNA from Triticum turgidum subsp. durum (durum wheat), 1179 nucleotides. The record is from the annotation of a GenBank genome assembly. Lineage: Eukaryota; Viridiplantae; Streptophyta; Magnoliopsida; Poales; Poaceae.
AUGCUAUACACAGACAGAGGUCCAAGUCCAAGGUCGUCAAUGUCGGCAGCGGCAGCAGGCGGCAGCGCGCCACGGCCAGCCCUCGCGCUGGCGCUUGCGGUGGCGCUCGCACUGACGCUCUCGCCGUCGCCGGCGCAGGCCACGGCGGGCGGGUUCAGCUGCCGCCCCGGCGCGCGGCCGGUGGUGUUCAACUUCGGCGACUCCAACUCCGACACGGGCGGCAUGGCGGCGGCCAAGGGGUGGCACAUCGCGCCGCCGGAGGGCCGCGCCUUCUUCCACCACCCCACCGGCCGCUUCUGCGACGGCCGGCUCGUCAUCGACUUCCUCUGUGAAAGCUUAAACAUAAGCUAUCUGAGCCCUUAUCUGAAGGCAAUUGGUUCUAAUUACAGUAACGGAGUGAAUUUCGCUAUUAGCGGUUCAACAACACUACCACGGGACGCCCUUUUUGUAUUGCAUGGACAGGUGCAGGAAUUCUUCUUCUUUAAAGCCAGAUCCUUGGAACUCAUCAAUCAAGGCCAGGAAGCUCCAAUCGAUGCAGAAGCGUUCCAAAAUGCUCUAUAUAUCAUAGACAUAGGACAGAAUGAUAUUAAUGCUCUUCUGUCCAACUUGCCUUACGACCAAGUAGUCGCCAAGUUGCCUCCAAUACUUGCGGAGAUUAAGUAUGCUGUUCAGCUUCUGUAUGGCAACGGGAGCCGGAACUUCUGGAUACACGGAACAGGGGCUCUUGGCUGCCUGCCUCAGAAGCUCUCUAUUCCACGUAAAAACGACAGUGACCUUGAUCAGAAUGGCUGCCUCAGCACAUACAACAGGGCUGCGGUCGCGUUCAACACCGCGCUAGGCAGCCUCUGCGAUCAGCUGAGUGUAGAGCUGAAAAACGCGACCGUUGUGUACACCGAUCUCUUUGCCAUCAAGUAUGACCUUGUGGCCAACCACACCAAAUACGGUUUUGACAGUCCAUUGAUGACGUGUUGCGGGUACGGAGGGCCACCGUACAACUAUGAUUUGAGCAGGAGCUGCCAGUCUUCGAAUUCAACGGUCUGCGCUGACGGCUCAAAGUUCAUCAGCUGGGACGGCGUGCACCUCACCGAGGCCGCCAACGCCGUCGUGGCUGCAGCCAUACUCAGCUCCACAUAUUCCAGACCAAAGCUCAAGUUUGAUCAGUUCUGCAAAGCCCGAUAG